Molecule: messenger RNA, 1975 nt
Organism: Columba livia (rock pigeon)
Lineage: Eukaryota; Metazoa; Chordata; Aves; Columbiformes; Columbidae
Product: glutamine-rich protein 2-like
Exons: 7
Coding region: 1232-1885 (217 amino acids)
Source: RefSeq, a predicted model, not a curated record
CUGCCCCUGCCCCCGUCUCGCUGGCCAGGCCCAAGGGACAGAAGGUCAAGGCAGAGCGCAAGGAGCUGGGGAAGCAGCAGGAGCCGACCCAGGCCGAGCUGGAGCAGUUUGCGGCUGAGUACGUGAAUAACUUGGUGAUGGAGACAGCGCAGCAGCUGCAGGCAGAGGUGAGGCCCGGGGGCAGCGCUCCCAGCCCCCGCUGGCUAGGGAGGGUCCUGGCGGGGUCCCGGCCACGUCCCCUGGCUGGAUGGGGCCAUGGAGCCUCCACGGCACCUGGGCUUGUGGGCGGCAUCCAGCCCGGCUCAGAGCUGAUUCCUCCUCCCCUGCCAGCAGCCGGACGAGCUGAGGGCGACGGUGCAGAGCGGGGGACACGAGCACGCAGGGUGCCACUUCUGCAGCCCGGACACCAGGGUGCUGCUGGGGAAGCUCCUCCAGCGCUGCGAGAAGCUCGAGGAGCAGGUGGAGUCCCUGGCCCAGAAGGCGGGCGGCAAGGUGGACAAUUAUCCAAAGUGGAGGAGACAGGUAAGGAGAUGCGGUGUAGGGGGCUUGAGCUGCCAGGACCCCCCAGGCAUUUCUGCUUGGCUGUAACGUAGGGGAGCCCCUCGCUGCCCCCCUAGUUGGCUUGUCGGAGUCAGAAGAACGGAAGGGAAUUAAAGCCUUGGAGCAAAUGUCCUGCUUGCACUGAGAGCCCGUGGCCACCAGCCAAAAUACCCUGGGUCUGUCCCUGCGGGGCAGCCACCCCUUUGCUCAGCACCGCCUUGUCCUCUUAGUCCCUGCAGCAGGAUGAGCAGAUCAAGUGCCUCCAGGCCAGCAUCAUGCAGCUCCAAAAGGACUAUGAGAAGUUCAGCUCGGCCCUUGCAAACCUCCAGCAGGAUCGUCAGCAGGAGCAGAAUGACAUCAAGGUGGGUGGCUGAAAGCCCCAAGCAGAGCCCAGGCUGGGACCCCAAGGGGUCUGUCCCCCUGCCACCCUGCUCGCAGCCCUGCACAGCUUCCCAGUGCCUUUCCUGGAGGCUUCUGAUGGGGUGGGGAGGCAGGGGGUGCUCGGCUGGCCGGGGGGCAGCUCACGGGCUGCUGUCUGCCUUGGAAGGCUCUGUCCCAGGCCCUGGAGAGAUUCAAGAAGCAGAAAGCAGACAAGGAGGAGCUGCUGGUGCUGGGAAUCGAUGAGAAAGCAGACAAAGACAAAGUCAGUCGCAGCCAGUUUGAGGCGUGCGUGGAGCAGCUGAACAAGGUGAUGGAGGAGGUGACGGGCCAGGAGAAGUUCUUGCACCGGUUCCAGCAAGAGCUCCAGAGGCAGAUGGACUGCAAGCUGGACCGCCGGGAGCUGGGGGCGUUCCAGCAGCAGCAGGAGGAGCGGUGGAAGAGCCUCAGCGGGCAGCUCCAGGAGAAGGCGCUGAAGCCAGAGCGUGACAAUGCCGCUGGGAUUAGGAAGCAGCUGCUGCCUGGUUUCCAUUGCCUGUCCUGUGACCGGCCCCUCAACAUGCUGGCGCCUGGACCGGAGCGGACGGGCGAGUGCAGAUACCCCACUGUUCCGCGGAGCUGUGGGGGCCCACACACUGUCAGGCCCCCGCGCUUCCAGCCCCAACCGCCCAGCACCCCACGGCCAUCCCAACCCAGUGCCCGCCGCCCCAACAAGAAGGACGCGAUGCAUCUGUCGGGCCAGGACGGCACUGAUGGGAACCAACCGAACAAGCAGCCAUCUGUAACGGAGAGCUCUGGGCUGCCCUCAAGGCAAAGGGGGACGCCAGACACCACAACCUCGAGCAGCCAGCCAAGCACCGCCUCCCCGCUGCUGUUAGCCGUGCUGAAGUGCCAACCAGCCUCAUCUCCCGGACGCCUCACCCUGCCACCGAAGCUGCUGCCACACCGCAUUAAAUCAGCGCCCUGACAGCCGGGCAGGACGGGGGUCCCGGCCCCGGUCCCACCGCCCCGGGCGCUGAGCAGGCAGCAGCUGCAAUAAAUGGCGAUGGGCAACCAA